Messenger RNA from Plectropomus leopardus (leopard coralgrouper), 1400 nucleotides. It is a transcript of the gene hmgcl, whose product is annotated as 3-hydroxy-3-methylglutaryl-CoA lyase. The record is from RefSeq and is a predicted model, not a curated record. Lineage: Eukaryota; Metazoa; Chordata; Actinopteri; Perciformes; Serranidae. Gene Ontology annotation, biological process: L-leucine catabolic process; ketone body biosynthetic process. Gene Ontology annotation, molecular function: hydroxymethylglutaryl-CoA lyase activity.
UGGACCGUCAUGGCGGCUGUGAUGAGGCUUGUCAACAGAAACACUUUUUACUCCGCAAUGGGUCAACAGUAUGUGGCGUUUAGCUCAGCAGCGAAAGUCAAAGCAGCUGGCGUAAGAGCAGGUCAUGCUCUUCCAGAGAAGGUGAAAAUAGUGGAGGUGGGACCUAGAGAUGGUCUUCAGAAUGAAAAGACCAUCGUGCCGACAGAGACCAAAAUUCAUCUGAUUGACAUGUUGUCAAUGUCAGGACUUCCAGUCAUUGAGGCCACAAGCUUUGUAUCCCCAAAAUGGGUCCCUCAGAUGGCAGACCAGGUGGAGGUGAUGAAGGGGAUCAGCAGGAAACCUGGAGUUUGUUACCCUGUCCUCACCCCCAACCUGAAGGGUUUCCAGGCUGCUGUGAAGGCAGGAGCUUCAGAGGUAGCCAUAUUUGGUGCUGCGUCUGAGCAGUUCAGUAAGAAGAACAUAAACUGCUCAGUGGAUGAGAGUUUACAGCGCUUUGACGAAGUAAUGAAAGCAGCGAAAGAGGCUGGCGUGCCAGUUAGAGGUUACGUGUCAUGUGUUCUUGGCUGUCCCUAUGAAGGCAAGGUAGCACCUGAAAAAGUUGCACAUGUAGCUAAGCGUCUGUACUCCAUGGGCUGCUAUGAGAUCUCUCUGGGUGACACUAUCGGAGUGGGAACUCCUGGUAGCAUGACUGAAAUGCUGGAGGUGGUGAGCAGAGAAGUUCCAGUUAAUGCCUUGGCAGUGCACUGCCAUGAUACCUACGGCCAGGCCCUGGCUAACAUCCUUGUGGCCUUACAGAUGGGAAUCAGUGUGGUAGACUCAUCAGUAGCAGGACUGGGCGGCUGUCCCUAUGCCCAGGGAGCUUCUGGGAAUGUUGCAACUGAAGAUGUCAUCUAUAUGCUACAUGGACUUGGGAUUCAAACAGGAGUGGACCUCUCAAAGCUGAUGGAUGCUGGAGCUUUCAUCUGUCGAACCCUUAACAGAAAGACCAGCUCCAAAGUGGCGCAGGCCACUUGCAAACUUUAGAAAAAAGCCAAACCAUGGACUCUUUCAAAGACUGUACACUGCAGCACAACUGUGUACCUAGGAGCCAUCAUCUUCUGUAUGUUCAGUUUUUCCUUUUCUAAUUUUAGGUUGAUUCAUCCUCUCCUGGUAUGAGAAUUUUACUUGAGGAUGAAAAUGGCACUGACCUCCACCUCUCUUUAGAAUCAAGUAUCUGAUUAGAUAUUCACUACAUGAUAGUAUAGCUGGAUUAAGUGCCUUAUCUGUCUAAUCAUACAGAUCCUACUUAUCAAGUCCAUGCCUUCACCUGUGUCUAACAGAGCGCUUACAUUCUUUUCGGGGCAGUUGGGUAAGCCAGAAGCACUUUGUUUAUAAUAAUAAAUGACCCAGUUAAAAAUGUU